Molecule: messenger RNA, 573 nt
Organism: Mytilinidion resinicola
Lineage: Eukaryota; Fungi; Ascomycota; Dothideomycetes; Mytilinidiales; Mytilinidiaceae
Exons: 1
Coding region: 1-573 (190 amino acids)
Source: RefSeq, a predicted model, not a curated record
AUGACACAAAUCAGACCCCCAUCCCACGAACCAAUCUACCCUUCUUACCCCGCCUCCCUCCUCCACGCCGUCACCUCCGCCAACCGCAACGCCCGCCUCGCCCGUAUCGCCCGCAUCGCCCGCCAGCGCGCCGUCCAGGGCUACGAUUACCGCCCUGUCUUCUCCUUUGACGAAAGCUAUACGCCACCCUCCCCCUCGCAAGCUCACAUCGUCACGCACACGAAGACAAACGUCGAGGGAAAGCAGGAGUUCGAGGAGUAUGUGGGGACGUAUGAAAAGAUCGAGGCGGCAAAUGAGAAGUGUUUGGAGUACUUGAAGGAGGCGCAUCCGGAUGUCGUAGAAGGGGGUGAGUUUGGGGAGUUCUGGAGGGAUGAGGAUGGGGAAGAGGGGCAGAGUGAUGAAAACACUAAAAAGGGCGCCGAGAAGGGGGUGAAGGGGCGAACUGAUAGCGCGAAGGGCUUGGGCCAGGUGAGCUGGAUGUUGGAUAGGGAUGGGGCGUUGGCGAUGUGGUUUACGGAGCAGAAGACUGGGGCUGUUUUCAAAGUUAAGGUUAAUAAGGGGAAGGCUGUGUGA